This is a messenger RNA of Paracoccidioides brasiliensis Pb18, 270 nucleotides long. RefSeq lists its product as uncharacterized. The record is from RefSeq and is a predicted model, not a curated record. The transcript is spliced from 3 exons. Bases 1 to 270 code for a protein of 89 amino acids.
AUGCAAGCUUGGGGCCUAGAAGGCAGCGGUGCAAGGUCACAACUCCUGAAAUACCAGGUGUUUAGCCUACUUGAUGUAGAGGUCUGCGAUCUCGCAUCGCAGUACCCAGAGGACUCGAGACCAUUUUCUCUCAUAUCACCUCAGUCAAUUCUUGAGAUAUUUGAAACGACAAAUCUUACUGUGACGAUGACAUUCAACCUGCAACAACAACAACAACAACAACAACAACAACAACAACAACAACAACAACAACACGGGAUGUCCCGUUGA